This is a messenger RNA of Gavia stellata (red-throated loon), 630 nucleotides long. RefSeq names its product claudin-4-like. Bases 1 to 630 code for a protein of 209 amino acids. The record is from RefSeq and is a predicted model, not a curated record. The transcript has a single exon. Gene Ontology annotation, biological process: bicellular tight junction assembly; cell adhesion. Gene Ontology annotation, molecular function: structural molecule activity. Lineage: Eukaryota; Metazoa; Chordata; Aves; Gaviiformes; Gaviidae. Gene Ontology annotation, cellular component: bicellular tight junction; plasma membrane.
AUGGCCUCCAUGGGGAUGCAGGUGCUGGGCAUUGCCCUCUCUGUCAUCGGCUGGUUGGCCUCCAUCCUCUGCUGCGCGUUGCCCAUGUGGCGGGAGACGGCCUUCGUCGGCAACAACAUCGUGGUGGCCCAGAUCAUCUGGGAAGGGCUGUGGAUGAACUGCGUGGUGCAGAGCACGGGGCAGAUACAGUGCAAGGUCUACGACUCCAUGCUGGCCCUGCCGCAGGACCUGCAAGCCGCCCGCGCCCUCCUGGUGGUGGCCAUCGUCUUGGCCGUCCUGGGCACCCUGCUUGCCGUCGCCGGUGGCAAGUGCACCAACUGCGUGGAGGACGAGACCGCCAAAGCCAAGGUCAUGAUCCUCUCUGGCGUCAUCUUCAUCGUCGCCGGCGUCCUUGUCCUCAUCCCUGUCUCUUGGUCAGCUAACACCAUCAUCCGGGACUUCUACAACCCGCUGGUCACCGACUCGCAGAAGCGGGACCUGGGGUCGUCCCUCUACGUGGGUUGGGCGGCCUCCGCGCUCCUGCUGCUGGGGGGGGGGAUCCUCUGCUGCACCUGCCCCCCCCGGGGCGAGAAGCCCUACUCCGCCAAGUUCACGGCUGCUCGCUCGCUGCCAGCCAGCAACUACGUCUAG